UUUAGUUUGCUUGCAUUUAAAGGACAAAGCAAAGCUAUUCCAACAAAAAUGGACGUCGACCAGCAGCCGCUGGUGGAACAAAUCCGCAACCAAAAGCGUAACGAGCUUAAGUUGGAUCAGAAAUCGCACCGGAAGAAGGAGCUCGACCGAAAUCGUGCAGGACUGGGCGAGUUGCACCAUUCGAUUGGUGUCAUCGAACACAUUCCCGAGCAGGAAAUCAAAGCAUUGGCCGGUCGCAUCAAACGGCGGAAGCGCUGCGAGCCGCUCGAUCUCGUACGUCUAAGCUUCGGCUUCCAACAAAGUCGGGAAAAUAUCUCCCACUUUAUACGUAUUACUGGUGCCAUCAACGUGAUCGUGAAGGAGCUGACGGGAAACGACUACAACUUGCAACUGCUAGCCGCGGAAUGUUUGUGCAAUCUGUCGCUCGGGGAUGAUGUUUGCUGCGAAAAAAUAGCCAGUUUCUCUGGUGCGUAUCUGAUUGCACUUUCGGAAAACCUCAACUUCCGGCCACUGCAGCAAACAUGCCUCUGGACGCUGCAAAACAUCGUCGGAUCCAGUCCGAAGGGCACGAAGGUGCUCUUUUCUCAGGGACUAGUGGUGGUUAUGAUCCGUCUCUUGGCUUCUGUGACGGAACAGGAAGCUGCAGACGAUAUUAUUCUAACGCUCGAACUUGCCCUUAACUACGAGCAGGAGAACGAAGCUACACUGGCACGGAUCAUUAAAUGUUUUGUCGGGAGAGUACUUCAUCCCAGUAGCCUACGGCUUCUGCACAAAUGCUACAAUCUCAUGCCGACCGAUCAACUGCUUCAUGAAUCUUCCGUCGAUAUUAUCCACAGCUGCCUCAACUUUCUGUCCAGCGUCACGGGCACGCAUCUGCAGCCACAAGCAGCCCCCAUUCUGCUCUCCAUCCGCAUUCUCGCCCAUCACGUUGUGACGAGUCAGCAGUACGUAGAGGAAAUCUUUCGCCAUCUAGUACAGCAACAGCAGCAGGCGGUGAAGUUUUCCGUGCUCUUCAACGGUUGUGCGGCGGAAGAAAUGCUUCCGGUAUGCAAGGAACUGCUUUGGUUUCUAGGGCAGCUGCAUGCCGACAGUUCCAGCAAUGAAGGGAUGAGGAUUUACCUUUCUUAUGACAAUUUCAUUGAGCACCUUUCCGUGCCGAGGGCUUUGUUGUAAAAGCAUUUUUCAUACGGUACUCGAGGUGAUCUUCAUGUAAAUAGAGCUCACGUGUAGGGAUUAAGGGUUAUUUAUCGGAUUGUUGUACAAGAGAAUACACGUAACAGUUCCUUUUUGGAAUUAUAAUAUACCUUUACAUACUCUUUAACGAA
Molecule: messenger RNA, 1325 nt
Organism: Anopheles coustani
Lineage: Eukaryota; Metazoa; Arthropoda; Insecta; Diptera; Culicidae
Exons: 2
Coding region: 49-1173 (374 amino acids)
Source: RefSeq, a predicted model, not a curated record